AUGGAGAGGUCGUAUAGGACAGCCGAGGGCACAGCCUAUCUUCUAUCAUCAAAACCCUACUUUGACCAGGGAGCACUUUGCCGGAAGACAUGUGUCGCUGGACUAUACAUUGCGCUCAUCUGCAAUACGGUCUGCCUAGUGGCAGGCGUCUACACAACAUUGCGACCAAUUUCCUUCUCAUGGCAAGGAGCUGGCGGAGAGGCCAUCACCGUCAGCUUUAAUAUCGCCAUCACACUCCUAAACGAGAUUUACGGCUAUAUUCACGGUAUAUCCCUCCGAUGGGCACUACAACGCGAGGGGAGACUCACAUUUAAUUCCAACCUCCGGCUACUGACUAGUUCACGAACGUCGAGGCCGAACAAGUGGUAUACCAAUCUAUUUAUGUUGUGUUGCAUUAUAGGUUCAUAUUCAUCUUCGUCCCUCGUCUUCCUGAAGGAUGGCAGUUACGAAUACGAUGAAGAGACUGACGACUCACCACCGACACAUGUCUGUGGCGCUGCUAUCAUCUCUCUUGCCAUGUGCCUCCUGGGCCAAGGCAUCGUUGCCUGGUGGUCACUGCUAAACAAGCUACACGUGCCAACUUGGAGCGCGGAUCCUCUCGACACAGUUGCCGCUUGCAUCCAGGAAGGCUACCUACACCAAGUUUCGGGCCGCUGUAUGCAAAGUGUGCAUGACGCAGCAGCUCCGUCAACUCCAACACUUCCUCGACACAAACAGCGACCGGCUUACGCCGCACAUCCAGAAGUUCGGAAAGUCAUUUGGGCGCUGUGGGCUACUGUUGUUCUCGCGAUCCUGUGGGCGAUCAUCAUCUGGGCCAUUAUCAAGGAUGGAAGUGUGAAUGGUAUUUCUGAUGGUGGCAACUGGUCGUUGUUCUCGAACGAUGACACCCCUUUCCUCAACAUGGGCUGGGAUGUCGACUCCGAGACGCUUCCGGCUGUCUGUUAUAUCUGGGCAUUCUUCUUCAUCUCGGGGCUACAGGCGGUGAUUACCCUUGCCUUGCAUUGCGUGGAACUCCGCGUCAAUUGCAUCACCGAUGAAGCAACUUGGAGGCUGGCUUCGUCCCAGGGUGGUCUGAAGCGAGACCGAAAUAUCCUCAUCAAGAUGGGGACUUCCUGGCCGUCAAUCACGUUGCUCUGCUUCAAGCCGCUUGUUCACUGGCUCUAUGGCCUUUCAAUCACUAUCACCUUCAACGCGGGCGUCACCAUGAGGCCGCCCCAAAUUUUUUACUUGAGUGCCAGUGCUUUGCUGCUGGCAUUAUUUGCCACCACGAUCGUGCGAAUGUCUCCAAAAGGCCCUCAGCCUGCGACGUUUGGUCAUCUGCAGACGCUCGCAAACUUGAUUGACGAAUGGCCCGCCGAGGGGAAGCGACUGUUCUGGGGUCACAAGAGCGAUCAGGGCGACUUUGCGCACGCUGGAACGUCCAGCGGGAAACUUGGUGAAAUCAACUUCCAGGUGGGAUAUCUCGGCAUUCUUUGGUCGCGGGUCCCUCUGGGUUCCCUCCAGCAUGGGGACCAAUGGGGAAGGAGAAGGGAGUGUUGA
Fonsecaea erecta is the source of this 1539-nucleotide messenger RNA. RefSeq lists its product as hypothetical. The coding region runs from base 1 to 1539 and encodes 512 amino acids. The record is from RefSeq and is a predicted model, not a curated record. NCBI's taxonomy places the organism in Eukaryota, Fungi, Ascomycota, Eurotiomycetes, Chaetothyriales, Herpotrichiellaceae. The transcript has a single exon.